Messenger RNA from Gracilinanus agilis (Agile Gracile Mouse Opossum), 2215 nucleotides. RefSeq names its product CCR4-NOT transcription complex subunit 8 (gene CNOT8). Gene Ontology annotation, molecular function: poly(A)-specific ribonuclease activity; nucleic acid binding. Bases 6 to 932 code for a protein of 308 amino acids. The transcript has 7 exons. Lineage: Eukaryota; Metazoa; Chordata; Mammalia; Didelphimorphia; Didelphidae. The record is from RefSeq and is a predicted model, not a curated record. Gene Ontology annotation, cellular component: CCR4-NOT core complex; P-body; CCR4-NOT complex.
UCAGGAUGCCUGCAGCACUUGUGGAGAACAGCCAGGUUAUCUGUGAAGUCUGGGCCAGCAACCUAGAAGAAGAGAUGAGGAAGAUCCGAGAAAUUGUGCUCAGUUACAGUUACAUUGCCAUGGACACAGAAUUUCCAGGUGUUGUAGUAAGACCAAUUGGGGAAUUUCGAAGCUCCAUUGAUUACCAGUAUCAGCUUCUUCGAUGUAAUGUUGACCUCCUUAAAAUUAUACAGCUGGGCCUCACAUUCACAAAUGAAAAAGGAGAAUAUCCUUCUGGGAUCAAUACCUGGCAGUUCAACUUCAAAUUUAACCUUACAUCAGGAACAAUCCUCUCACCUAAUAAACUAAUGCCUUACUUUUUUAGAGAGGACAUGUAUUCCCAGGAUUCCAUAGAUCUCCUUGCUAACUCAGGGUUACAGUUCCAGAAGCAUGAAGAGGAAGGUAUUGACACUUUGCACUUUGCAGAACUGCUCAUGACCUCAGGGGUGGUUCUCUGUGACAACGUCAAAUGGCUUUCAUUUCACAGUGGUUAUGAUUUUGGCUACAUGGUAAAGCUGCUCACUGAUUCCCGAUUGCCAGAAGAAGAGCAUGAAUUCUUCCAUAUUCUGAACCUCUUCUUCCCAUCUAUCUAUGAUGUGAAAUACUUGAUGAAGAGUUGCAAAAAUCUUAAGGGAGGUCUUCAGGAAGUUGCUGAUCAGUUGGAUUUGCAGCGAAUUGGCAGGCAACAUCAGGCAGGCUCAGACUCACUGCUCACGGGAAUGGCUUUCUUCAGGAUGAAAGAGUUAUUUUUUGAGGACAGUAUUGAUGAUGCUAAGUACUGUGGACGGCUCUACGGCCUUGGCACAGGAGUGGCACAGAAGCAGAAUGAGGACGUGGACUCCGCUCAGGAGAAAAUGAGCAUACUGGCUAUUAUCAAUAACAUGCAACAAUGAUGACAGGGUACAGCUCUGCAGGACGUGCCCAAUUCCAUACUGGUACUUGCUGUCCUGACUGGUCUCUGUAUAUGUGGAUCUUUCUCUCCUUCUCCAACAGAAAGAGCUUCUAUUGAGUGAAUUGUUCCUACAGUCUGCAUUAAGCAGAAAGACUUUCAUUUUGUUGAAGACAAGUGAUGUCUUCAUUUUAGAUCCAGAUGAAAGAAGUUCACUCUGAAUUUGUAAACAAGUCUUUCCCCCAGUCCUCUAGUUGCCACCUACCACCAGCAUCUAUAGCUCACUUGACACCUUUUUAAUAUCAGGGACAAGUCAGAAACAAGUAAAAUGUAUAUAACUCUUAUCUGUUGUCACUCUUUUCAUUUAAAAAUUUGUUGCUAAUCUCUUGAGAAUGAAGACUUGCCUCUGAUAACUCAGCUGAGCUGAGAGCUACUAAUGAAAACAUGACAAAAUGGUGUACUUGUGGACUGCUUUGUAGAUGCUUGGUUUUUUCAUUUUCCUGAGGGAAUUUUCCUUAUACCUACUAGUUAGUUUUUCUUCAUAUUACAUGAAAAUGAACUGCUCACUGCUAAAAUGGAAACUUGAAAAGCAAAAAAUUAAGUCAUUGCUCUAGAACUUAGUAUUUGGUCCCUCAAAUAUCGUAAGUGCAUUGUUCCAUCAUGCUUGAGAUUUGUUAUAUCAGGUGUGCUUCAUCUGACAUCUUUUUAUGAUAAAACAUGCUAGACUGAAGUGUAACUUUGGACCAAUAAUCUUUAAGAAUAUAGUUUCAGAUGGGCAUUUGGGAUUCUACCACUUCGCUUUCUCUUCACUCUCCUGUUUUUCUUUCAGUGAGACUGAAGAUAUAAGGUGAGGAGGUGGAUGAAGGUGAGUACUCAGCAUCUGUUCCAUGUUCCCUCCCUCCUCUUUUUCAAAAGCAGAGUGGUUAAAUGUAAAAAGGGCAGUCAAGGGAUUCAGCUUUUGUUUAGAGUUCUUCUGAAGUAAAAAUAUCUCUUAACCUGGGGUAUAAAGCUCAGGAUAAUGCUUUUUUUUUGUUCGUUUUAAAAUCUGGUCAUUUAGAAAUUGUUUUCUAUUUCUUGAAUGGCUGCAGUGUGAGCUCUUUUUGGAGAUCAUAAUCCCUAUUGCAGUGGAGGGAAUGACUCACUGAAAUAGAUAGCCUUGCAAGCUUAUGGAAGAUUCAAUUUGCAGUGCUCUGAACAUGUCGCAAGUAUUAAAAGCUGGUAUUUAAAAUGAUUGUAAAUAUUUAUGUUUUUAAUUUUGUAAAAUAAAGAUUUGUUUUUAACCAUCGG